GUAUUAAAUAGUUUAUGUACAGUUAUACAGAAACGAACCAUCCAACAACAAUAAUAUAAUAGCAGUAAGAUGUUGAGUUUGUUAUCAAGAAGUUUCGUGACUCCAGCUAGGUUGGGAGGUAUCAGGUGUUUCAGUGACAUAGGCUCUCGUUUUGAAGCAGCUCAAGUAAAACUUAACACUCUUACUGAAGACCCGGGAAAUGCUGCUAAACUCAAAAUAUACGGUCUUUUCAAGCAGGCUAACGUAGGAUCAUGCAACAUUCCAAAGCCGGGAGGGUUCAACUUCGUAGCGAAAGCAAAAUACGACGUCUGGAAAGGUUUAGGAGAUAUGACUCAGGAUCAAGCUAAAGAAGAAUACAUUGCAUUUGUAGCAGAGCUGGCUGGGUCAGAGGAACCAGCACCAGCUGCAGCACCAGCAGGCACAGUUGCAGGGUUAGAUGUAACCACUGAGGCUGGUGUUUUGACAAUUAGACUUAACAGACCCGAGAAGUUCAACGCUCUUACUUGGGAGAUGUACACUGGUAUUGCUGAUUCUUUAAUAGCACACGCUGAAGAUCCUUCUGUUAAAGUUGCUGUCCUUACUGGCACAGGUAAGUGGUACUGUGCAGGAAAUGACCUCAGCAAUUUCACCAAAAACAUGCCCGCUGGAGGUCCUCAGGAAAUGGCGCUCAACGGAAAGAACGUUUUGAACCAUUUCUGUGAUGCGAUGAUAAAGUUCCCAAAGCCUCUGAUAGCAGCAGUAAACGGACCAGCCAUUGGAAUACCAGUCACUACACUUGGACUAUGUGAUUUAGUGUAUUGCACUGACAAUGCUACUUUUAAAACUCCCUUCGUCAGUCUCGGACAGUCGCCUGAAGGCUGCUCCAGCUUUAUCUUUCCUAGAACAUUCGGCUUUGCUAAGGCUAACGAGAUGUUAUUAACGGAGAGACAGAUCACAGCACAGGAAGCAUGUGAUGGUGGUUUGGUGACCAGGAUCUUCUCUGAGGAUAGGUUUAGAGACGAGGUGGACAAGGUCGUCAAACACAUGGCAUCCCUUCCUCCACAGUCGAUGAGAAUAAGUAAAGGUCUUAUUCGUCACGAGCUUAACGAGAAACUCUUGGAAGUCAAUGCUCGAGAAUGUGAAGUGCUUAGGGAACGCUGGCUGUCAGACGAGUGUAUGACUGCCAUAAUGAACUUCAUGAACAGAAAGAAAUAAGGCGCGAUAUUCAGAAACGCUCUCAUGUUUUUAUGUGCAAUUUUGUGGCAGAACACCUCGGAUUUUUGUUAUAAUUUACAAGUUCUAUACAAUUUUUGAUCCAAUUUUUGAUUUUAGUAAGUUUUGAUAUCAUUCAUCCAUUAAUUGAUGGACUUUCAAAGCUUUUAGCUGCUUCAUCAUUCAGUGUCAGCUAAUAAUAUUACAAUGUAAUUUGAGUCUGAGUUAGGUUUGUAAAUAUGAAUUAAUAAUAAGGACUAAGAUCACAGAUAUAAAGAUAUUACAAGGUUUGAUCUAAAUUAUAUUGUGAAAUAAUUUAAAUGUUUAUUAAUGA
Molecule: messenger RNA, 1525 nt
Organism: Bolinopsis microptera
Lineage: Eukaryota; Metazoa; Ctenophora; Tentaculata; Lobata; Bolinopsidae
Product: enoyl-CoA delta isomerase 2-like
Exons: 6
Coding region: 70-1194 (374 amino acids)
Molecular function (GO): fatty-acyl-CoA binding
Source: RefSeq, a predicted model, not a curated record